This is a messenger RNA of Bipolaris oryzae ATCC 44560, 294 nucleotides long. RefSeq lists its product as uncharacterized. NCBI's taxonomy places the organism in Eukaryota, Fungi, Ascomycota, Dothideomycetes, Pleosporales, Pleosporaceae. The transcript has a single exon. The record is from RefSeq and is a predicted model, not a curated record. The coding region runs from base 1 to 294 and encodes 97 amino acids.
AUGUAUAGUCUCAGCAGGGUUCUACACUCGCGUUUCGUCAGGGAUAGUAUGUCGAUGAAGUCGUGGUUGGCACAGCAUUCACGGGUCUGGUUUGCAGUGCUAAAACAAGUGGCCGCUUUGGUUGCGGUUGCAAAUACGAUGCAUGCAGCUGAUCAGCAAGCCGUCAGAGGAAGCGGCCGUAACAAGCUGUACCCUUAUCACGACAUCGCCACGCCGGCACGGAAAAGACUCGCCUCUACUGGCAAAUUGUCGUCGUGCGUCCCAACAUGGCGGCGUAUCCGUGAUUGCACUUAA